ACCCUGCUCCCCCAGGAUCCUUUCUUCUGGACCGACUGAACUUAUUGGAUCUCGGCCGUAUAUUUGGAGUAAAGAUCCUACUCCGGGAUGAAUAAAUCGGGUUCGCGGUCGACUUCUUCGCUGCCCCCCGAUACUGUGGAGAUUGUCCGAAGCAAGGCUUGUUGCCGCAGGGUGAGGCUAAAUGUAGGUGGUCUUCCACAUGAGGUCUUAUGGAGAACCCUGGACAGGUUACCGCGCACCCGACUGGGUAAACUAAGAGAUUGCAAUUCUCACAGCUUACUGAUGGAAAUAUGCGACGAUUACAGUUUGGAGGAUAAUGAGUAUUUUUUUGACAGACACCCAGGAGCAUUUACUUCCAUCCUUAAUUUUUAUCGCACCGGCAAGUUGCACAUGAUGGAGGAGAUGUGCGCUUUAUCUUUCAGCCAGGAACUGGACUACUGGGGCAUCGAUGAGAUAUACCUGGAGUCUUGUUGUCAGGCUCGGUACCAUCAGAAAAAAGAACAAAUGAACGAGGAGCUUAAACGCGAAGCAGACAAUUUGAAGGAAAGAGAAGGCGAAGAGUUUGAUAACACAUUUUGUGCGGAGAAAAGAAAGAAACUUUGGGAUCUUCUGGAGAAACCUAGUUCGUCUGUGGCGGCCAAGAUCCUGGCCAUAAUAUCCAUCUUGUUCAUUGUGCUGUCCACCAUUGCCCUGUCCCUCAACACACUCCCGGAGCUACAGGACACCGAUGAAUUUGGCCAAACGACGGAUAACCCCCAGUUAGCUCACGUGGAGGCAGUCUGCAUCGCCUGGUUCACUAUGGAGUACCUGCUGCGCUUCUUGUCUUCGCCUAACAAGUGGAAGUUUUUUAAAGGGCCCCUGAAUGUCAUCGACUUACUGGCCAUCCUGCCCUACUACGUCACCAUCUUUCUUACUGAGUCUAACAAGAGUGUGCUGCAGUUCCAGAAUGUACGCCGAGUGGUGCAGAUCUUCCGCAUCAUGCGCAUCCUGCGCAUCCUCAAAUUGGCACGGCACUCCACUGGCCUCCAGUCGCUGGGCUUCACGUUACGUCGCAGCUACAAUGAGCUGGGCUUGCUUAUCCUCUUCUUAGCCAUGGGUAUUAUGAUAUUCUCUAGCUUGGUCUUCUUUGCAGAGAAGGAUGAGGAUGACACAAAGUUCAAAAGCAUCCCUGCCUCCUUUUGGUGGGCUACAAUCACCAUGACCACAGUGGGCUAUGGAGACAUCUACCCAAAGACUCUCUUGGGGAAAAUUGUGGGAGGGCUAUGUUGCAUUGCUGGAGUACUGGUGAUUGCUCUGCCCAUCCCUAUUAUUGUCAACAACUUCUCUGAAUUUUAUAAAGAGCAGAAGAGGCAAGAGAAAGCUAUCAAACGAAGGGAAGCCCUGGAAAGAGCUAAGAGAAACGGCAGCAUUGUGUCAAUGAACAUGAAGGAUGCCUUUGCUCGUAGUGUUGAGCUUAUGGAUGUAGUCAUAGAAAACAAUGGAGAGAAUAUGACUAGGAAGGAGAAGCUUCAGGACAACCACCUCUCACCCAACCAAUGGAAGUGGACACCAAAGCAUGCAGCUUUAGAAACAGAUUCUAAUAGAUCCUUCAAUGUGAGUGAGCACGGUUCUCCAGCCAAUGUCAGGUCCUCUAGCCCACAGCACCUGAAUGUGCAGAAGCUGGAGGAAAUGUACCACAAGAUGGCCAAGACCCAGUCUCAGCCUAACCUCAACACCAAAGAUAAAGGGUCAAUAGCAAAGGGCAGCAGGCAGAGGGAGGAAAUUGAGAUGGAUAGCAUCCCUGGCAAUGCCACGCGAGACGGAAUCAUAGACAUGAAAAGUCAGUCGAGCAUUGACAGUUACAUCAGCUGUGCCACUGACUUCCCAGAAGCUUCCCGCUUCUCACACAGUCCUAUUGUCAGCCUGCCAGCACAGUUUUGGGCCAAACCCGGAAUGCAGACCUCCCUCGAACAUGAGCCUGUGCUUUCAACUCACAGUGUUAGCAGGCCUCCUGGGUGCAGCUCCAUCCUAGAGAUUGCCUCAAGUCCAGAAAGUUCCAGGCAUGGAUUCUUCUUGGACAGCCCCCAUGGUUACCGCUUAAAUAACCCUCUCAAGGCACAUUCCUUCAAGGUCACCCUCCGACGAGGAGAGGCAGGCACCUCUUCCUCUUCCAUGCAAAUGGGAGGUGCUCCUCUAUCGGACAGUUCAAUCCUGUCGGAUCGCUCCCUUGUAAGCCCAGAGAUAUCCAUCUAUAACACAGCCAGUAGCAAGACUCCACCUAAAUCUCCGGAAAGUUUGAGCAUGACACCUGCAAUCUUCACAUUUCAUGACACAUCCAUCAGUAAAUAUAUAGAUGCUGACACUGAUGAUGACGACCACAUGCAGGAUGGCUCUGACUCCAGUCCCUCGACGCGGCUGCUGGACAAAAAAAGUCCAAAGUUCAGCAUCAAUAGCAGCUUCCAGCAAGGGACCAACCACUUGGAAACUUCACAGAGGAUUAUGGGCCAGAACUGUAUGUUUCCCAUAGAAAGUCGGUCUGUGGUUGGGCAGGAGAACCAUGUGACCCAGGAUGUGCGCACAGCUCAAGGGCUGCGGAAUCGCGUUAACAAAUUUGAUGAAAGCAUUUGAGUACAAGGAAGUGAAUUGAAGAUGGAGCUGAAACACAUGGGAAAGCUGACCAGUAAUGUGGCUAAAAAUAAAAAGUACAAAAUUUUAAAAGCUGCCAGGGGCUUUACUGUGUGACUUGACAAACUUUAAUCCAUGCCAGUAACAUUAAUGGGAAUAGCUCAUUAAAAAUUAUGCUGGCUCUUGGCAAAGGUGGGAGUUGCUGAAGCCUGUGCCCAACACGAUAAGCUUAUAGAGGCUAAUGGAAAGAAACCCUCCCUCAGUGUUGUGCCAUCCCCCCCCUCACACCUCCCCCCAUCAAUAACAGCUUCUCCAGGGAACAGGGUUAUACAGCAUGUGCUGUCCAGGGUAAUAGUAGGAUCCUAUCCAGGAGGUUGUGGGUCACUUAGCUGAAACCAGUGAAUGAUGAGGUACAAAAGGAGCAGAGAACACAUCUACAAGCCGGUGGAAAUAGGGGACCCAUUUAGUCUGAUCCAGCUCAUCCAGCUUAUCUAGUCCCAUCACAUACGGUAAACUGGUCUCAUCUCAUAUUGUAGAUUAGGGAGCUUUGAAAAACAUAUGAGCAAUUUGCUGUUUACUUCCCAGUGUUUGUCCAACCCAAAACCAGCCUUAGGUAUAUGCAAACCUGCCUUGUCUACUUUAUGUGUCUGUAUGUAUACUUGAGAUGAACACAUGAAUGAGUAUACACAUAUACACAAUGUGAAAGGUACAUACAAAUUGUGUCAGUUCUGAAAUUCUUUUGCCUACAUAUUUCAUUUGUAAGGAUGUAUCAGUCAACAUUCUUCAGCACACUGGACAGUGGAGACUUUGGGGCAUUACUGGAGAAAUACAGUCUCUGAAAUGCUGUCUGUCACAAACGAGUUUUUUCUGAGCAUUGACAAAUCUGAGAAUGUGAAGAAUUCAUCAGCUCUACACUUCUGAAAAGGAUCUACAAGUUUACAAAUCUGCAGUUUUGUUUUUUUUGUGGGAAAUCAAGAGAAAUAAUCACUGUUACAAAUCAAAAUCAGGAAGAAUAGUAUGUCAAAUUUUUAUACUCAGUUUCUAACAAACAUACUGGAGCCACUCCAUUCUGUUCAUAACUAUGCUUCAUGUCAAAGCACCCAGUCAAAUUCAACAAACAUGUAGCACACAUCUGUAAGGGAACUACAAGCUCAUCUGCUUAGAGUAUUUGAAACUGGAUUGGGAUAUUGUCUAUAAUUAUAAGAAACAUAUAAAUCAUCCAGUAUUUUAUUAGUUAUUUGAUUUUUUUGUGGAUGAAGAAGAAUUUAGAAAAGGGAAAAUAGAAAAAAAACUCAAAAAGAUUUGAAAAAAGGGUUUCAACAACUACAGUUUUAUUUCAUGCAUAUGUGCAUCUAAAAAUCACAAUUACUAGUGAGUGUUUACAAUAGAAUGAGGUAUUUUUCUGCUGUGGUGUCACAGUGUGUAUAAAUGGCUGUAGAUCUCACUCCCUCUGUCCUUUUUAUAAUGUGAAGAGCCAAAGAAUUUUUUUUUUCAUUUCUGUUUGUAUGGAACUGCUAGCAGAGUAGGUGGACGCUCCCAUGUACUACGGCACAAAUGAUUCUCAGUGCUCAUUUACUUUAGCUACCUACAGUAUAUGCUUAGUCCAAAGCUGGGUAAGAGUUUGAGAUCAAGGAGGGCCAGAAGAUUCCCUGGGAAGUAACAUAAACACCGGUGCACUGGAAGACGAGAGAUCGAUGGCCAGGUUAACAGAAAAGCCAAGUCAUUCAUUAGUUCUGUGGACACCUUGACCAAUGAAAUGCAGUCCAGUUGAGGUGGGAGCACAUGAGGAGCCAUCCAGCAAUCUCACCGGCUGCAUUCAAAUUCAGGGCCUGCAUCCUUCGAAGGACGUGGUCCACAAAAGCAUAGCCUUUGGAGACAGCGUUCUUUGAAGGUCGAACGGGGAGUUUUGUCAAAUGGGACGGUCUGGCCCUCACCAGCUGUUCCUGCCCUUACCCUUCAGUUACAAAGCCCCGCUCCUAUCGUCUAGCUGGGACACAUCCACUUUGCCUCUCGUCACUGACUCUUGGGACAUGUUGGGCUGUGAAGGAUUCAUUGGAUGGAUCCUUCGCAACUUGGCAAAAGAAGGACGCAUUUCUAGACCUUCAAGCCUUUGAAAUGGGACGGCCUUGUUGCCCUGUUCUGACACAUUCGAUCUUUGAAUGCAGCCUUAGAAGGACGCAGCCCUUGAAUUCAGACCCAACCACCAUCUCCUCUGUAGGGGACGUUAUGAAAGAUGUAUUGUCAUCCCCAGCUUUGAGGGCCAAACAUGGAACGUUAUGGUGCCUCCCAAUGCAGCAUCGACCAAACAGGUUUCACAUCAUCUAGCCCUGACUCCCCAGUGAAAGCCCGCAGGAAAGAAGUGCUACCAGCUCUGCCAGAGUUUAUCUGCAUUCAUCAUAACGCAUCCAGUAAGCCCAUUGUGUCAAAGCACUUUACCGUAUAUGCAAUUUUGAGUUUAAAGUGUCAAACUUAUGCUAUCCAUAAAAGGUAUAUAUUUUUUUCGUUUGUAUUUUAAAAUGUACUUAUAUUGCUAAUGGCUUCAUGUAUUUUUACAUGUUACAAA
Brienomyrus brachyistius is the source of this 5167-nucleotide messenger RNA. RefSeq names its product potassium voltage-gated channel, Shab-related subfamily, member 1 (gene kcnb1). Gene Ontology annotation, molecular function: protein binding; delayed rectifier potassium channel activity. Bases 88 to 2607 code for a protein of 839 amino acids. The transcript is spliced from 2 exons. Gene Ontology annotation, biological process: potassium ion transmembrane transport; protein homooligomerization. The record is from RefSeq and is a predicted model, not a curated record. Gene Ontology annotation, cellular component: voltage-gated potassium channel complex; membrane. NCBI's taxonomy places the organism in Eukaryota, Metazoa, Chordata, Actinopteri, Osteoglossiformes, Mormyridae.